UAUUAUUUUAUCAAAUGAGUAUCAAAAAUUCAUUUUUAUUAAAAGUUGUCUAAUCAAAUGAAAAUGUUUUAUUCUGAAAUUUCUUCACCAUCUUCCGAGAGUAUCCCUAGUCCAAGAUGUUUUCCACUAGCCGUUACUCGGCGCUUCCUUUUUUUCAAAACUUGAAAUGUUUUCAUCAACUCUUUCUCUACAAAAGACCGAAAACAGAAAAGAUAUUCCAACGAACAAACAAAACUAAUCUCCAAAAUAUAAAAAAAUGUUGUCUCAAUCUCCUGUUGCUGCAAAUUCCAUCCAACGCCCCAAACCCGCCGCCGGGCGGAAGCCUCUCCAGCCGACGAACUCCCCGGCGAAUAGACCCCCGGCCAAAGCAAUCAAGCCCAAGCUAAAACCCGACCAGGUCGAGACUUUGCCCACACAGAGUUCAAACAAAGAGAACGUGCAUCCCCUGCACGCGCCGCCGGCGGGGAAAACGGGAAAGCCUCCCAGCGAGGUCGAACUGCGCGACUCCUCGCUUGCGGAUGAGCUCGGCGCGAUCCGCGAGAAACUGGAGCGGCUGAGGAUCGACAAACAGAUGACGGAGAAGAUGCUCCGCGAGAGAGACGAGGCGAUGGAUCUGCGGAUGAAGGAGCUGAUGAACAGAGGGGAAAUUCAGAAGGAGCUCGAGCUCGAAGUCGAUCGGCUCUUCCGAUUGAACGAGCUCCGGAUCUCCUGCACGAAAGUAUUGCCGAUUCGGUCGCUUCGAGACAGGGAAAACGAGAAGAAGGAGAAGGAAGAUCAAAUCAAGGACGCGGCGGAAACCGAAGACGAGGAAAGAUUACAGGGUAGAAUUGCACCUUCAAGCCCAAGUUCAGAUCUCGAUUCUGAGAAAUGAAUACUCCGUAGAAGAAGAUGGCUAAAGAUUGGGUACACAGACCACAAUCAUUUGUGAAUUUUGUAAUUUCACCGACGUUCACAUACAGUUAGUAUUUGUAUGUGUACAAAUUUACCAAUGAUGUCAUAUAUAGUGUUAACAUCUUGUUAUAAUCCUAGCAUUUUUGUUUAUUGAAUAAGAAUUGUACAAUUAUAGUUACUAGUUAGAUUAUUUUAAGAAAUAUUUGCACUAAAUAGUACUAAAACUUAAGUCAUUUU
Messenger RNA from Cuscuta campestris, 1128 nucleotides. The record is from the annotation of a GenBank genome assembly. NCBI's taxonomy places the organism in Eukaryota, Viridiplantae, Streptophyta, Magnoliopsida, Solanales, Convolvulaceae.